CAGAAAGCCCUUACACCGGCCAAGAACAUCCAAAGGCGCCACCAAGAAGUUUAAAUCCGUAGCCAUUUUGCUCAAGUUCUGUUUCGGCUGAGGGCCACCGGCUCGCACUUUCCAGCAGACGCAGCAGACGUCAGGACGGCGGGCGCGAUGGUCGCCCUGCUUUGUCUGCGAGCGGCGGCUCUUGCCUCCGUGGCAGCAGCGAGCUCGCUCCGUGGUGAGGGGCAGGUUUCCUCGAAUGGCAGCAGCAUGGCCCUGGACAUCUCCUGCGCGGCGGGCAUGCUGGCGUUCGUGGCGCUUGGCCUGUACGUGACCUACGCGAGCGGCGUGUGCAACAGGGGUGCAGCCGCGCGCGGAGGGGCCGGCCCCGCGGAGGGCGUACCCAAGGCGAGCCCGACGGUGUUGGGGAUGCCCCUCGGGCGGGAGUUGUUCGACAAGUUGUUUUUGCCGGCGGCGGUCGCAGACGAGCCCAUGUGCGUCGUCUGCUUGAUGCCCGUGGGGCGCUCCGAGCCGUGUCGCCGCCUGGGCUGCGGGCAUAUGUUUCAUCCCGACUGCAUCGAUGGCUGGUGGCUGCAGACGGACGAUGCCACGCUCAAGUGCCCAGUCUGCAGGCGGGCUCAGGUUCCACCCGCAACUCCGUGUCAGCAUGUGAGCUCCGAGGAGGCGAGGCAACCUGUGACUGGCAGCACAGACUCACACGCUUAAAUGUCGGAUUUGCUCAGCAUCGCGCGGCGCCUUCGUGGACAGGCAUGCCGCGUAGUCCGGCAUGCCGUGUACUAUACCACGUUCUGAUUGAUGGAUUCGGCGCGUUUUUUUUUGUGUGUGUGUGUGUGUGUGGGGGUGGGUGUGAGUGCGCGUGUCCCUGUGUCUUGUGUCAGUGUGUGUCAGAGUUUUGCUCGUUUGUGUGUGGUUGAGCGUGUGCCUGUUCUCGUAUGUGAGCUGGGCCCGCCACCGCGCCCACUUCCGCUAUCGGCCGCUGGCCGGAUUUGAAGCCUUCCCGUUCUAGUUUCAAGCUCGGACAAGCAGGACAGCAUGUCUGCCACCCACACUGCAGUUUACGAAGGAUGGUUAGGCAAUGAGGAGGAGCCCGCCAAGACACGAGAGCGGACUCUUUGUCCAGUUGGACAAUGAUUUGGUUCGGUACAGCUGCCUAUAAGAGCGGGAGAGGCCGCACGCUCCUCAUGCUUUGGAGUUCGUCACGUUCCUUGGAGAGGGGCGGCCGCUGGCCCGACUUGCAGACCUUGCAGUUUGAACUUUUUGGCCCUGCGCACCUAAGCGGGAUGUGAUGGAUGUUUGAAUGCAUUCUGGGUAUGGUGCGGCAGCCUGUUAGUCAAUUGCGUAGUUCUGUGCCUCUUCGGUUAGAUAGGGCGCGCUCGUCAGGUCCCUGGGAGAGGGACAGUCGCUAGCAGGACUCGCAUCCUUGCAGUUUGAAUUCUGUGUUGCGCACACAAGCUGGAGGUUAUGGAUGUUUGUGCACCUGCUGAGCCUGAUGCGGGAACUGGUUGGGCAAGAGUGGAGGGGUAAUGCUCGGGCUCGUCAGACGUCGUCAGAGUCCUUGGAGACGGACGACGGUCGCUCGCCUAAUUUGCAGUUUGAACUUUUUGGUUUAGCAUACAUGAGCAGGAGGUGGUGGAUGUUUGGACACCUUCUGGGUAUGGUGCGGAAGCUUGGUGGGCAAUAUUGGAGAGUCCGUCGAUACACCCGAGUCGGCUUCUCAAUAAUUGAGUAAUGUGCCUCUUUACUUUAGAUCGGGCGCGCUCGCCAUGUUCCUUGGAGAGGGGCGAGUCCAGAUGGUCACCACUUGGUGAGGGGCGGUCUUUUUUAGCGCCUGGUUCGUUGUGUGGUCGGCCAGCGAACACCACAGGGGCAGCGUGAGUCGUGAAAGUGGUCCUUUCUUGGAGGAGCGGUCGG
Prorocentrum cordatum is the source of this 1908-nucleotide messenger RNA. The record is from the annotation of a GenBank genome assembly. NCBI's taxonomy places the organism in Eukaryota, Dinophyceae, Prorocentrales, Prorocentraceae.